This is a messenger RNA of Chondrus crispus (carragheen), 174 nucleotides long. RefSeq lists its product as hypothetical. The transcript has a single exon. The coding region runs from base 1 to 174 and encodes 57 amino acids. The record is from RefSeq and is a predicted model, not a curated record. NCBI's taxonomy places the organism in Eukaryota, Rhodophyta, Florideophyceae, Gigartinales, Gigartinaceae.
AUGCUGAAGGUUAGAUGCAACGUUGGCGUCGCUUUCACCAGCGCUGCAGGACUGCCGCACUGUUCAAGGGAUGACGGAUGCUUGAGCCUCUCCGACCUUUCUUGCCUGGCCCUUGGCAACAGGCUGGAAAUAUAUAUCAGCCGCGAUGGUCCCAGAAAUAGGCCUUCGUUUUAA